Rosa rugosa (rugosa rose) is the source of this 6510-nucleotide messenger RNA. RefSeq names its product B3 domain-containing transcription factor VRN1-like. NCBI's taxonomy places the organism in Eukaryota, Viridiplantae, Streptophyta, Magnoliopsida, Rosales, Rosaceae. The transcript is spliced from 6 exons. The record is from RefSeq and is a predicted model, not a curated record. The coding region runs from base 4887 to 6407 and encodes 506 amino acids. Gene Ontology annotation, molecular function: DNA binding.
GAAAAAAAAGAGAAAGUAAGGGUAGAAAAGACAUUAAUGUGAAAGGGAUGUCACGUUAGCAAUUUAACUGAGAUUUUGACAUAAAGUUAUUGUGUGAAAUUUGAGAGUUAGAGGAGCACUUAGUUGAAAUUGAAACGUGAGUAACUGAAACGUUGAGACCUUAUAAGUAUAGGGAGUAAACAGUAUUUUGUCCAAAAGUUAAUUAAAAAAAAAAAAACUAUUUCAUAAUUGGCUGCUGUUCACGUUUCUUUCCAGAUUUUCGAUAAAAUUAUCCCUUCUCCAUCCGGCAGCGGGCCCUAGGGGCGCUGUCGUCGGACGAGCUGCGUUGUCUCUGCCUACGUCGGUGGAGGAAGAGGUGUCCUCAAUUGCAGGGGCUUAGACUUGGGCUGCUGCGGUUUGAGGAAGGUGGAGGAGGAGAUCGUGGUCACUGUCAGGCUGAGGGUGCCGGUGCAGGGUUUUGUCACCGGUUUAGGUCAAGUUUUGGGUUGCAACGCUGGCGGCGUCGAAGGGUGUUUGGCAGAUCUUUUUAGGUUGGCAUCAUCGAUUUUUCCAGAUCCGAUCUGGAGAUGGGGGAUGGCUAGGUUGGUGGUAGCUGGGUUGACAGACGGUGGACGGUGUCGACUUUACAAGUGGUGAUGCGAUAGGGUCUGCGGCAUUUCGGUGGGGCUGUACCAAAGCUGGGUUGGGUCUGGCUUGUUGGCUGGGCUCUCCUUGCUACUAGAUCUUGGGCUUGGGUUCACUACUUGGGCCUAGACCAGGUUACUAUUUUAUUUACAGUUUUUAUAUUUCUAUGUUGUUUAGUUUUGUUGCGCGUUUUGCGAGUAAUAAGUCCCUACAUUUGUAAGGUAGGGCUAGUCAGGCUUUUUGCCUGUGUAUGCACUCAAAGUACCUUGUCUGCUCUAGGUAGGCGGCGAAUUCCUUGUUUGGUCAAAUGGCCGCUACUUCCUAGUUGCAAGGUGAGACUAAGUGUCGUCAGAUUUAUCCUCCGGCGGCAACAUAGUAGGAAAGCUGUGCGUAUGGUAAUUAUGCUACGUUGUAAUCGGGUUGCAUAUCGAGUUAUCUUUCCGUUAGGUCACCGCUAUGUCAAAGCAAAUAGAGUCACCAGUAAAGUGCUCUUUGGUAGUUGGUGCCUAGUUGAAUACAAUUAUUUGGUAGAGACUCAUGAUAGUAUUUCAGGAUGUUCUCUAGGUGAUUAUUGUAAUCAGGGGUUUAGGCUCAAUGUCCCCUCUCCCCCCUUGUAUUCGACAGUUUCAUUAAUCAAGACUUGAGGGCAACCGCACCAGCUCUUCAUUCAAAAAAAAAAAAAAAAACAUAAUUGGGUGCUAAUAGCAAGAUCAAAUUUGUAAAAACCAGUAAAUAAGGAGGAUGAAAGCUGUCGGCUGUGACAAUACAGUCGAGAUUUUGAGAAUUGCUUUGGCCUUGAAACAUUACAAGUUAACAAGUUGUUAAAAUAAUUAACAUAUACUCAUGAAAAACUAGCAACAAAACUUCUAGUAUCCAUAAUUUUAAACAAUUUGAAAAUUAAAGAACACCCAAUCUAAUUCUUCAUAUUCUGACCUCUACCUCGCCCUGCACCAAUGAAAUGCCAAAAUUUUUGCCUAAUCACCAUAGAAGAACAAAAAAAUAGAUAGGAAAAAGAUUGAGAGAUGACAGAUGAUGAGAAUGAAUUGACUGAUUGAAUAAUAGGAGAAAGAUUGAGAGAUGACAAAUGAUGAGAAUGAAUUGACUGAUUGAAUAAUCACUGGAACCCCAAAUUUAAAGAAAAUUUUUGUUUGAUUUCAAGGUUUUGGAGAGAGUGAGAGACUAUUGAAAUUCGUCUACUAUAAUUGUGUUCACAAUUCUCGAAGAGAGAAGAAGAGAAGACGCAGGGACUUUAUAUUGCGUCUCGCUCCACUGUAUGCUAUAUUUAUUUUUGUGUAUAUAUAACCUUUUAUAGAAAAAAAUACUUAGAGCAACUCCAACAGCUUCCCUAUAAUUUCUGUAUAAUAAGGAAGCAAAAGUUAAAGCUUUAGCAUCUUUUUCUUCUCCAACUCCAACAGAUUCCCUAUUUUACAACAAUCUCUAAAAUCUCCAUAUUCUUCCUUAAAAUUUUAGAGAUUGCUGUAAAUAUAGGGAAUUUGGUUUUCUCUUUCCUCACUUUCCCUAAAAUAGGGAAAGUUAUAGGAAAUCUGUUGGAGCAAAAGAGACUCUUUUUUCCCUACAGUGGAGAAAAAUCAAAAUAUGAGGAAGCUGUUGGAGUUGCUCUUAUGCCCCUAUUCUCUUGGGCCUUAGGUUGAUGCCAAGCCUGCCCUUGGGUAGGGCCGGGCCUGCAUGUUGCCUCUCUAUAUAUAUAGCAGGAGAAGAUAAUAAGUUCUGCAAGGGUACGGUAUUUUGGAAUGGUGCAUAUGGCAUUAUAGGAAUAUAUAUAUAUAUAUAUAUAUAUAUAGUUAUAUAUUGUAACUUAAAACGUGUUUAACAAGUUUUCUUUUAAUUGAAAUUUUUAACAACAGUCCCCGACAAAUGGCCUACUCUGAAGUUCGGUACAUUAUUUUUCAAAAAAAUCAAAACGAUACAUGAACUUGUAAUCUCGACUGAAAAUAUGUACAUGCCGUUAUAUCCACCGGUAGUCAAUGUGAUUUUGGUCAAAUUUAUAAGGCCAAAUCCAUCUUUUCAAGGAUUGAUAAAGAAGACAACAAAAAAAAAAGGAAUUAAUCAGCUCGUUCUCUCUCUCUCUCUCUCUACUUCCUUCAUUGUAGAAGAAGAAGGAGAAGAAAGCUUUUCAAAGUAACGGAUCGAGGAUUAUGAACCCUGAAAGUUUGAUAGCUUCGGCGGCCAUAAACAUAGGCCUGGCCAUUGUGAUUCUCUCACUCUUCUCCAUCCUGAAGAAGCAACCCUCGUACGCCCCUAUCUGCUACCCUUGACUCCUCUCUCAGUCCUACGUAGUCGUCGCAACGCCACUGCCACAACAUUUCGGAUUUCGAUGAAUCCCUUACUCUCCGUCGCUUCCUCCCUUCCCUCUCCUGGAUUUGCCGCAAUUACCGCGUCUCCGAGGAUGAGAUCCUCGAGACCAGUGGCCUCGACACCCUCAUCAUCAUCAGGCUCUUCAAGUUUGGCUCUUCAAGCUGGGCUUGCCGUCGUUUUCCCGGUUGUGGAUCUUGUAGGUGGGCGGAGAUGGAGGGAAGAAAGCGAAUUUGGCGGCGAAGGUAGAGCACAUGCACCCCAUUCACAAAACCCAAAAUAAAAUUCAAGUAGAACAACAACCUACCUCAUUGAGUGAGGACAAGAUGAUAGGCUUCAGAGGAUUGAAAUGGGUUUUGGCUUUUGGGGUUGAAGGUGAUUGGGAGUACCCACUAAAAAGUUAGAGUUAAUUAGUUUGGAGUUUUGUGUUUUGUUUUGUUUAGCUGGGAGUGUGUAAGGUGAUGAGGUCAUGAGUGAGUGAGAGUAGUGCAGACUAUAGAUCGGAGUUCCCACAGAGAGAGAGAAAGGUGAAAAGUACUAAAUUAUCAUUUGAAAAAUGAAUAUAUAAUUUCAUAAGGUUAACAGUGCUAUAGAUGCCAUGUAUUAGAAGUGGGUCGGAUUUUGAAAGUGAUGUACCGUUUUGAUUUUUUUUUUAAUAAAAUGUACUGAACUUCGAAGUGCGUCAUUUGUUGGGGAUUGUUGUUAAAAAUUUCCCUUCAAUUAAUUGACAUUGCUAUACUCCAUCGGCACAGUACGUAUAUGGUUGCAACAUGUUUGUGAUAAAAUACAGGCCAGUCCUCAUGCGUCGUUUAUGGCGGGGUUCGAUAUGCAGCUAACAAUGGGGCGGUUUCGUAAUAAUGCAGCAAGAAGGUUUUGGAGGCCUUGGCCUUGGGCAAUCAAAGCCCUGGAAUCUUUAUUCGAAUUGAAGUUUUGGCCGGUUGUUGUGUGUGAGCUUCGUUUUCGCCACUAAGCUGGUUUACUGUCUGAUGAAAUUAGAAGGCCCUUCUUACUCAACUUAUCCUCUUGAUUGUCGAUGGCUGUAAAUUUCUGCUCGGCUACCUAACCCAAAAGCAAUGCGUUGAGUGACUCAAACUAUUAUAAACUUUUGUGUAAAUAAGUUAUGUUUGUUCAAUGUAUACUAGUGGUUGUUAUGAGUUUAGGAUAUUGUCAUGUAUUAACAUUGCGCCCAAAAGGCCGAAAACUAUAUAAGGUAAAUGCACAUAAUAUUCUUGUUUUUUCAAUAUAUAUAUAUAUAUGACACGUAUUUUUGUUUGCCUAAAACUAUAUAAGCUAAAUGCACAUAAUUUAGAGGUAGGGCUUAGAUCUUGUUAAGAUCAUUAUUAAAAUUCAUCAAAUCGGUCUCUCUAGUAUGUGUUAUUUAUGAAUAACGGAAUUCCUUAAAGGAAAAAAAUUUUCUCAUCAUUAUGUAAGAUAUGUUACAUAUGCAUUGUUUCCCCUAUAUUCACAUGUAUUUGUUGUUAGUAAAUUAACCCUAAUUCUACACUGGGUUGCAGGUUCAUUAUUCAACUCAGUUCCAGGGGAUCGAUUUAUACAUAUAUGCCUUUGGAUUCAUUAUACACCGAUGAUUCAGUUGCCUAGUAAUUAAUGGUACUGCGAAACAACUUUUGUAGCAAUAAAAAAUUAAUUAAUUUAAAGAAAAGCUUUCUAUAUAAAUAAAAAGAGGACAUGCAAGGCAUUGGGUUUUGAGUUAAUGUAGUUGUGCAUGAGUGACGAUUCAAUUGAAAGCUGUGAUUAAACCAUUUUGAGCUUUGCGAUUUCAAUUAAAAGCUUUUAUAGGUUUAGCUGCUAAUUAAGUUAUGAGGAAUACAAAAGGACUCGAAGUACUUAAUAUAUAAUGCUUCAUCCAAAACCAAAACCUUCAUACACAACCAUUUUCAGAUAAUCUACUCUCUUGUCUAUUCCAUCCAUUUUUUGAACUUCAGAAGCGAAUGGGUUCUCUCUGCCGGCAUCAAACAUUUUCCUCUACCACUCCACAUUUUUUCCAGAUUAUUCUGGAGGACACUUGUAGAGAUAUCAAAAUUAGAAUUCCAAAGAAAUUUGUCAUCAAAUAUGGAGAAGAUGUAUCAAAUUCAGCUUGUCUUAAGCUUCCAAGCGGUUCUGAGUGGGAAGUGGAAUUGACAAGGUGCAACGGUAAGGUUUGGUUUGAUAAGGGCUGGCCAGAGUUCUCUAAGUUCUGCUCUUUAGACUACGGUGACUUCCUAGUUUUUCGAUAUGAAGGGAAUUCUAUAUUCCAAGUUUGCAUAUUUGAUAGAACUGCCACAGAAAUUGAUUAUCCCAUAAGAAUGCCCGAUAUGGAAAAGACGGAUCAUGAAGAUGAAGAAGAUGAUGACAUAUCUAUUGAAAUCUUGGAGGAUUCUCCACCCCGCCCGAAAACAAGGGAGAAAUCUCCCUUACCAUGCCCUCCAUCAUUCAAAAAAAUGAGAUCAAGUUGGAGUGGUAAAGCAGCCGACACGAUGUUUGGAAAUGAUGGUGAAGGCUUGUCUAGUGCACGAGGAUACCUGAAGGGAACAGUUGAGGCUACUGGGGAGAUGCAUUCACUGAAUAAAAGUGAAAAAGCUCAAGCUCUAUGGAGAGCUGAUGCUUUUAUAUCUGAAAACCCUCACUUCAAGAUUGUGUUGCAGCCUUCAUAUGUCCAACAAAGUUAUUUGCGUUUUCCAGUGAAUUUUUUAAAGAGAAAUCUAAUUAAAGACGCUGGUAAUGUCACCCUUCGGGUUUCAAAUGGAAAAACUUGGUCUGUACAGUUCAAACAUGAAAAAUCAAGGGCCAGACUCAAGCACGGUUGGCUUGCAUUUGUAAAGGACAAUUGUUUGAAAGUGGGUGAUGUGUGUAUCUUUGUCUUGAUUAAGGACAAUAAGCUUUUAUUUCAAGUCGAAUUUUUUCGAGCUACAAGUUUCCCCUUGCUACCAGGGCAUGGUAGAGGUGCAAUUGAACAAGUUGAACAUGACAGAAGCUCAACAAUUAAAGUGGAAUCGGAGUGCAGCAUGAAUUGUGGUAUGGCCUCUAUUAAUCCUUCUCCUCUUGAUAUUGGCAAGAACAGAAGGUCAAAAACUAGUGGGAAGGUUGCUCAAAGGCGUUGCUCAUCUUUGAGAGUUCCAAGGGUUAAUCUUGAAGCUGCCAACAAGUUCAUUCCAAACAAUCCCUUCUUCAAAGUCUCUCUUGGGGCUUGUCAUAUGGAGAAGUCAAAUGUGAGUGUACCGACUAGUUUUAUCAGGCGUUUCAUAAAGCGACUUGAGAAACAAACAGUGAUGCUUCAGAUUAAAAAUAGAGUGUGGCCUGUGAAUUUGAUUCCUUAUGCUUAUAGUAAUCAAAGACUAUCAGCCAAACUUUGUGGCGGUUGGGUUGCAUUUGCCAGGGAACAUGAUUUGAAAGGAGGUGAUGUUUAUGUAUUUGAGCUUAUGGAGAUGGAAGCCAAUAUUGUACUGAAAGUUCACAUUUUUAGAAGUGAUUAGGCCUAUUUGAAGAGUUCAAUUAUCACAUUUUGUUAUCUUUUUUUAAUUUAUUUAUUUUUUUCUAUUGGCACUGCACUUUUCGAAGUAUGUAUGAACCAGAUGA